UCUGAUAAAUAUAUUUCACUUUAUUUAAUUGAGCUGGGCACCAAGUCGCACAGUCCGCAGGAUUUUGUCAACAGGAUAGAAGAUACAAACACAAUUGAUGUGGAUGACAACGUCAUUAGUUUCUGUUCAGAAUUAUGGAACAAGGUACCACACAAACAAGCUCCUGUCAAAGCAUCACACAUUGCAGAGAAAGCAGCCAAAGAAUUGGUACAGAAAAACAAAAGCUAUACUCUCGUUUCAGAUGAUGAUGAUGAUGAUGAUGAUGAUGAUGAUAGUGAAGAAGAAAAAUUUGUUCCCAAAAAGAAAACAAAAACAGAAAAGAAACGCCAAUUCCGUAAGAAGCAGGUAUCUUCAGAGAGCAGCUCUAGUGAACCAGAAGGUGAUUCAUAUGGAGAUCUUGACAAAGAUUUGAGCAGCAGUGAUAGUGAAGAUGAACUGGAGAAAGAAGAACGAGAACGUCUUCGUGACUUGCAAGAACGGGACGACUUUGCCUCGCGUCUCCAAAAGAAAGACAAAGAGAGAACAAGGCACGUUGGGUCAAAAUCUGAUAAAAAGGCAGCAGAAGAAGCAAAGCGCCGUCUUCAAUUAGAGUUGAAAGGCAGAGUGAAAAUAGUGGGGGAUCAGCGUAAAAAGUCCCGUCGAGAAUACUUAAAAAAAAGACAGAAUGACAAACUUGAUGAUUUAGAAAUGGAAAUCCAAGAUGAAGAAUAUCUGUUUGGUGAUUUUAGGCUGUCACGGCGAGAACAAAAUGAACUGGAAUAUAAGAAGAAAGUGUUAACAUAUGCGAGACAACAUCGUGAAGCUGCUGCUGUGGAGAAGAUCAACCGCUACUACAUCCCAAAAGAUGACGUGAAACCUAAUGACAAAUAUGUGGAAGAACCAAAUGAGAAGGGUCCAAAUGCAGAACAGAGGCGCUGGGAAGAAGAACACCUGAAUGCUGCUGUGAUGAAAUUUGGUGCCAGAGAUGCCAAAGAAAAAUACAAGGAGAAGGUGAAAGACUAUGACCUAAUUAUGGAUGAUGAAAUAGAGUUUAUUCAAGCCCUCAAGUUACCUGGAUCUAAGGGCAAAACUAAAGAUGUCACAGAACCAGCAAUCAGCUCAAGUGACCUUAAAAAAAUGUCUAUCUCAGAAACACGGAAAUCACUGCCAAUCUAUCCAUUCCGGGAUGACUUAAUUGAGGCAAUCCAGGACCAUCAAAUUCUGAUUAUUGAGGGAGAAACUGGAUCCGGCAAAACCACUCAGAUUCCUCAGUAUUUAUAUGAAGCAGGAUAUUGUAAAAACAAAAUGAAAAUAGGCUGCACACAACCAAGGAGAGUAGCUGCCAUGUCUGUUGCAGCUCGGGUUGCUGAAGAAAUGUCUUUCAAGUUAGGGAAUGAAGUGGGCUACAGUAUCAGGUUUGAAGAUUGUACAUCUGAGCGGACCAUACUGAAGUACAUGACCGAUGGGAUGUUGCUGAGAGAGUUUCUCAGUGAACCAGACCUGGCCAGUUACAGUGUCAUCAUUGUUGAUGAAGCCCAUGAACGGACCCUUCACACAGACAUCCUGUUUGGGUUAGUGAAAGAUAUUGUCCGCUUCAGACCAGAUUUGAAGUUGCUCAUCUCCAGUGCUACACUUGAUGCUGAGAAGUUCUCAGAAUUUUUCGAUGAGGCUCCUAUUUUCCGUAUUCCUGGCAGAAGAUUCCCAGUUGAUAUAUUUUAUACAAAGGCACCAGAAGCUGAUUAUUUAGACGCUGCCAUUGUAACCGUUCUACAGAUCCAUGUAACGCAACCACCUGGAGAUAUUCUGGUUUUCCUUACUGGGCAGGAAGAAAUUGAAACAGCACAGGAAAUUCUCUUGGAACGUACACGGAAGCUGGGUUCCAAAAUCAAAGAAUUACUUAUCUUACCAGUCUAUUCAACAUUGCCAUCAGAAAUGCAAGCCAAGAUCUUUGAACCAACACCACCUGGAGCCAGAAAGAUCAUUUUAGCUACAAACAUUGCUGAAACAUCCUUGACCAUCGAUGGAAUCAUCUAUGUCAUCGAUCCAGGUUUCUGUAAGCAGAAAAGUUACAACGCCCGGACUGGCAUGGAGUCUCUUGUAGUGACACCAAUAUCUAAGGCUUCAGCAAACCAGCGUGCAGGUCGUGCUGGCAGAGUGGCUGCAGGGAAAUCCUUCCGGUUGUACACAGCAUGGGCAUACAAGAAUGAACUGGAGGAGAACUCAAUCCCGGAGAUCCAACGGACCAACCUUGGUAAUGUGGUGCUGAUGUUGAAGAGUCUUGGAAUUAAUGACCUCAUCCAUUUUGACUUCAUGGACCCACCACCUCACGAGACCCUAGUCCUGGCACUGGAGCAACUUUAUGCUCUUGGAGCUCUCAACCACAAGGGAGAACUCACCAAACUUGGUAGAAGAAUGGCUGAGCUUCCUGUUGACCCCAUGUUGUCAAAAAUGAUAUUGGCUUCAGAAAAGUUUAAAUGUUCAGAGGAAAUUCUCACAAUUACUGCCAUGUUGUCUGUCAACAAUGCCAUCUUUUAUCGCCCCAAGGACAAAAUCGUCCAUGCUGACACUGCCCGGCAGAACUUCUUCUCAGCUGGAGGUGAUCAUUUGACCUUACUCAACGUUUACACUCAGUGGGCCGAAACAGAUUACUCCACCCAAUGGUGUUACAGUAACUUCAUACAGUACCGUUCUAUGAAGCGAGCUAGGGACAUCCGAGAGCAGUUGGAAGGAUUGAUGUCUCGUAUUGAGAUCGAACCUGCAUCCAGUAAUGGAGACACUGUCCCCAUCCGAAAGGCAAUAACUGCUGGCUUCUUCUAUCACACGGCCCGACUGGGUAAAAGUGGCUCCUACAAGACGGUAAAACAUCAUCAAUGUGUCAUGAUCCAUCCAAACAGCAGCCUCCAUGAAGAACAUCCUCGAUGGGUCAUCUAUUUUGAGUUGGUUCUCACUACAAAGGAGUAUAUGCGACAGGUGAGUCAAAUCAAACAGUCCUAUCUGUGUCAGGUGAAAAUAAAAAUUAUAAUUAAUGGGAGCAACAGGUGAAAUAAACAAAUAUUC
Octopus bimaculoides (California two-spot octopus) is the source of this 3036-nucleotide messenger RNA. RefSeq names its product pre-mRNA-splicing factor ATP-dependent RNA helicase DHX16. NCBI's taxonomy places the organism in Eukaryota, Metazoa, Mollusca, Cephalopoda, Octopoda, Octopodidae. Gene Ontology annotation, molecular function: ATP binding; helicase activity; RNA binding. Gene Ontology annotation, cellular component: catalytic step 2 spliceosome; intracellular anatomical structure. The record is from RefSeq and is a predicted model, not a curated record.